ACCGACGGCCGCAUGUCAAUUCUCAGAAUGCAGGCCCCCUCCUCCUGGCCUAGCUAGGUGUCGCGAAAUGUGAGGCUGAACCUCUCAAUCGGCGAUGACGGAGCGGGUGCAGAUGCUGCAGAAUGCCGCAGAUGGUGCCCAGCCCAGGCAGAAAAAGAGGCGCCCUGUCACUUCUCUUGCUUGGAGCGAAUCAGCCUCGACCUGCGCGGGCGGACAGCGGGAAUAAUGGACGGUGACUCUUUGGGAGGCCGACAAUGGCAACGAGUCCCAUGUCGGAGGCCAGCGGCUGCGCAAGGGUGGGAGGGAAAAGAUUUUGUUUGGCUGAUGCUGUCCGUCCGAUGUUGGGAGUGGGUGUGCAUCAAUGAAGAUGGGCAUCUCAGCUGCAGAUAUAUAUGGUGUGUUGAUGGCUGCGUUGACACGGGGGAUCUCAUAAAUCUUUACAUCAACGCAUUACAUGUUCGUUCUCAGGUGUUUUUUGCCAUUCAACAGCCAUACAAGGCUGGAUAUCUACCUAGCUAUCCAUCUGCCUCUUCGUCUCCAUUCACAUUGACCACUAUCUGCCUACAAACAAACACGCAUUGCCCAACUGCAGCGUGUAGGUGCAUAGCCAGAUCCCGGCGAAGCAGCGUGCAGAUUUCAGUGCAAGGCAAUACGCAAAAUUCACGGCCGACCAGCAAACGACACAACCAACAAGGAGCUGCAGGCAUGCGAUAUCUUGCAUGAGAAGCUCUCAGACCUCUGGCUGACACGGCACCUGUAUUUUCACCCCGCAGAACCCCGAUAAGGCCCCUCUUAAAAGACCCUGUGGGGAGCUCUUGGACUGGCGUCAUUCCUCGCCUCCCAAAGUCAAACCUCAACCCUCCCAACCCAUCGAGUCUCUUUUCAGACUCACGGCAAUAGAGCUGCUGCGCAGUUCGGGCAGCUUAAGGUAGCUGCAACGCAUCACGACUUGUUGCAUUGGCCGUUUGCUCUUCUUGAUUGAUUGGU
Trichoderma harzianum CBS 226.95 is the source of this 987-nucleotide messenger RNA. RefSeq lists its product as hypothetical. NCBI's taxonomy places the organism in Eukaryota, Fungi, Ascomycota, Sordariomycetes, Hypocreales, Hypocreaceae. Bases 226 to 723 code for a protein of 165 amino acids. The record is from RefSeq and is a predicted model, not a curated record. The transcript has a single exon.